Molecule: messenger RNA, 2068 nt
Organism: Paramacrobiotus metropolitanus
Lineage: Eukaryota; Metazoa; Tardigrada; Eutardigrada; Parachela; Macrobiotidae
Exons: 7
Coding region: 525-1799 (424 amino acids)
Source: RefSeq, a predicted model, not a curated record
AAUCAGUAAUAUACUGUACUUGCUUUAAAGAAACCACAACCAUGUCGCACGUAUCAUGCAUGGUGCAUGCACACUUCCGCAAUAAUUGUAUGCACUGCGCUAAAUUUUUUUAUUGCCACGGUACAGGCACCCGCAUGAUUUAGCUGCAGUUUGGUCGGCGCUCAAAGUCUUUCCUAAAUUCUUUGCUAGUUAACUGUGAAUCUCUGGUAUUACUGUAACUGUGGUAGAUGUGUGGAUAAAUCGAUACUUGCACACUCGAAGAAUUGUGUGUUUUUUAGUAGUCAACAGUUGUCGUUAUUAAUUCAUAACAGCCGUUUAAUUUUGGAAUUUUUGUAAUUUUGUGUUUUGUUAUUUUUUGUUUUUUGUUUGAGUUAGUGGUGUAAUUGUAGCGAGGCAAACACUGUUAUUUUAAUUUAUUAUUCUGUGCAGUGACUAGCGCGAAGCCGUCAUUUCACAAACUAUCGGCUUACGAUAAUUACUACCUGCUGCCGUAAUAACUGAGUGGUCGCAGACGGAAGAGGGAGAUGCGACCAUUCGCCACAGGCUUUCUUCUGGGACUGUGUCAAUGGGCGGCGCUGCUGCAGCCGCGCAGUGGCCUGAUUCAAGUGUAUCGGCGUUCUGGGUACACCGAUUCCAGGGAUUUCGUGUAUCAGGUUCCCAAUAAUUAUCAGUCCGCGGCUGGUCAAGGCAACAGCGAUGGGCCGGUAUAUCUGCAAAUUGCCGACCCGGAAGAUGCCUGCAGCGCCUAUGAUAUGGAUCCAGCACCGCGCUUAUUGGAGGACGAUAGAUGGGUUCCGUUCUUCUUGCUUACCAACGACGCACCAUGUGCGCCACAAAUCGACUAUCAGAACGCCACCGGCAGUGACGGCAGCGGAGUCGUUGCGAAGGUUUUCAACGCCCAAAUGAAAGGCUACAGCGGCGUCAUCGUGUACGCUAAUUUCUUCAAAGAGAAGGUACCUCCGAGGAUCGUUAACGGAGAAAGGCAGUACUUUGGCGAGCCACCGCGGACGACGCCUUUUCCCAUGCCGAUUCCCGCCAACAUUACCGAUCGGAUCAUGAUCGAUGUGCAUUUCGUCGGAUACGAUUAUGGACCUAAGUUGGCGCAGUACGCGUACAAUGCAUCCUCGACGACACGGUACCAGCUGAACGUCAGUUCUGUGGCGGUCGAUCGGUCGGACAUUUACGCUUUCCUGUCGGCCCUUCUGAAUUACAAAGCUCCGCAAUUUGAGACGCCGACAUGGUGGAGCCCGUCGUACAGCAGUUCAGGAUCGUCAUCAUCCGGCAACAGAACAAUACUCAUGGGAACGCUCAUUCCCUGCGUUUGUCUCUUCUUCCUGACUUUGCGUGUGAUCAGAUACAAACACCGGCAGCGUCAAGCAGCCAAAGCAGCCACCGAACAAAUGAGGGUUGCCCAGGCCGCAGCCGAGGUGGAGCUGGCGCGUAUUCAAGUUUCCCGGGAGCAGCAAGUGCGACGCUUUAUUGAGUCCUUCAUAGAACGCGUCCAGGCCGCCGAAAACGAGCAUAUGCAAGCCAACGGUGUCCCGUUAACAAAACCGGAAAUGCGCCGGCUAACCGAACUCACGCAAGUAAAGGUCACCGAGGAAUCGGACGACAUCUGUCCCACCUGUCAGCAAACGUUUGUGGUCGACGAAAUGAAAAUCGUUCUGCCCUGCUCUCACGUUGGCCAUUCGGCGUGCCUGACGACCUGGCUGACGACCUAUUCGCGCAACUGUCCGGUGUGCAGACAACCCGUCUCAACGGAAUAUACCGCUGAACCCAAUUCUGACUACUAUUUUUAAUUCUAUCGCGCUUCCGCCACAUUCGACGACGGAAUAAUUUGAUAUGUUUUAUACCUUUUUUAUUGGUGCUACGAUGUGUUCGUGCCUAAUGUGUCUUGUGUCUGCAUGUAGUAAGUGCAUGCAAACAGGGUACGCCACAGUGUCAAUAAUUCCAUCGCUGAAGUAUACGCCUUUGUUUGAUGUUUAACCGACUCCACUUUUUUUCGCAGAAAGCGGCAUAUGAUCUCGCGCUGUGCCUUCCGCCCCGAGCGAAAAAAAACAAAAUAAAA